Messenger RNA from Cucurbita moschata (crookneck pumpkin), 1333 nucleotides. Its product is annotated as phosphoglycolate phosphatase 1B, chloroplastic-like. The transcript is spliced from 11 exons. NCBI's taxonomy places the organism in Eukaryota, Viridiplantae, Streptophyta, Magnoliopsida, Cucurbitales, Cucurbitaceae. The record is from RefSeq and is a predicted model, not a curated record. Gene Ontology annotation, molecular function: phosphatase activity. Bases 183 to 1289 code for a protein of 368 amino acids.
GUAUCGUCCACAGAAUGGCCCUUAGCGAUUGAUGAAUUCCACAUAAUCCCAAGCAAACGAAGGAGUGCCACUCAUCCCACGUCACUCCCCCACACCAUUUCCCAAGACCCCUCCCUAACGUCCUCAAACUGCCAACACAGAUACCAAGGCUGCAGAAAAAGAGCCAAAAAGCAGUAAAAGAGAUGCUGAGCACAGCAGGCCCAGCGGCUUCUCAUUCACUCAUUGUUGCAUCCAAACCCUUUGCCAAUUUGAACCACAACAUACCCCGAUUCUUGGGUUUCAGGCAGUUUUCCCCAGAUUGUUCCUGUUCUGGGUCUGUGAGUUUUGGAUGGAAUAGUGGCAGCAAGAGGAAGUUUAACAGGUCUAGAAUGGAGGGUUUUGCUGUUCGUGCUUCGGCUCAGCCACUCAAGAACGCCGAUGAACUCAUUGAUUCUGUUGAGACCUUCAUUUUCGAUUGCGAUGGGGUUAUAUGGAAAGGAGACAAACUUAUAGAUGGAGUUCCAGAAACCCUUGAUAUGCUUCGAUCAAAGGGAAAGCGAUUAGUUUUUGUUACCAACAAUUCAACAAAGUCCAGGAAGCAGUAUGGCAAAAAGUUUGAGACACUUGGUCUCAAUGUUACUGAAGAAGAAAUUUUCGCAUCAUCUUUUGCUGCUGCUGCGUAUUUGAAGUCCAUUGAUUUCCCAAAAGAAAAGAAGAUUUAUGUGAUUGGUGAGGAGGGCAUCUUGAAAGAACUUGAACUCGCUGGAUAUCAGUACCUUGGCGGACCGGAUGAUGGUGGGAAGAAGAUAGAACUGAAGCCAGGCUUUCUGAUGGAGCAUGAUGAGGAUGUGGGAGCUGUUGUCGUUGGAUUUGAUCGAUACUUUAACUACUACAAAGUUCAGUAUGGAACACUCUGCAUACGGGAGAACCCUGGUUGCCUCUUCAUUGCAACUAAUCGUGAUGCUGUCACUCACCUGACCGAUGCGCAAGAGUGGGCAGGUGGGGGUUCAAUGGUUGGUGCUCUUUGUGGAUCGACUCAACGUGAGCCAUUGGUCGUGGGGAAGCCCUCAACUUUCAUGAUGGACUACUUAGCAAACAAGUUUGGGAUUCAGAAGUCACAAAUAUGUAUGGUUGGAGAUAGAUUAGAUACUGAUAUUCUGUUUGGACAGAAUGGUGGCUGCAAGACUCUUCUUGUUUUGUCAGGUGUUACAAGCUUAUCAACCCUUCAAAGUCCCAAGAACACUAUACAACCAGAUUUCUACACCAACAAGAUUUCAGAUUUCCUGUCACUCAAAGCUGCCACUGUAUGAUCACUCAGCAUGUCUUUCUAUUUUUUCCCCUCUGUUCUUGAAAA